Messenger RNA from Stomoxys calcitrans (stable fly), 998 nucleotides. RefSeq names its product charged multivesicular body protein 6-A (gene Vps20). Gene Ontology annotation, biological process: late endosome to vacuole transport via multivesicular body sorting pathway; vesicle budding from membrane. The transcript has 3 exons. Bases 150 to 800 code for a protein of 216 amino acids. Lineage: Eukaryota; Metazoa; Arthropoda; Insecta; Diptera; Muscidae. The record is from RefSeq and is a predicted model, not a curated record. Gene Ontology annotation, cellular component: ESCRT III complex; multivesicular body.
UAAUGUAAAUAUUGCUUGCCGAAAAAAAAGACGUAUCAUUUUCUUCGCAGUGAAAAUCACAUAGAAUAUUGCAAAAAUAUCGAAAUUUUUUAAUAUUACAAAGCUAAAAGGCUUGAAUUACUUUAUAAGGCAUAACUGGGAAAAGAAAAAUGGGGAGCCUAUUUUCAAAAAGUAAAAAACAAAGCCGCGUUACAGAACAAGACAAAGCAGUUCUGCAAUUGAAACAACAAAGGGACCGUCUAAAACAAUAUCAAAAGCGUAUAGAAUUGUCUCUGGAAAGUGAUCGGCUGUUGGCCAAAAAAUGCUUGGCCCAAGGCCGCAAGGAACGUGCAAAGUUGUUGCUGCGCAAGAAAAAGUAUCAGGAAACAAUGCUGGCCAAUACCGACAAGCAACUGGAGAAUUUGGAAAAAAUGGCAUCCGACAUUGAGUUUGCCCAAGUUGAGGUUCAAGUCAUUGAAGGUCUCAAGCAGGGCAAUGCUGCUCUCAAGAAAAUGCAUGCCAUUUUGAAUAUCGAUGAAAUUGAAAAGAUCAUGGAUGAAACACGCGAGGGAAUCGAAAAGCAACAAGAAAUCGAUUCUAUACUCACGGAUGUUUUGACUUCGCAAGACGAAGACGAUGUCUUAGCUGAAUUAGACGCUUUGGCCGCCGAGGAGGAUGCAAAUGUUGCCGUUUCACUGCCAGAAGUUCCCAGCGAUAAUUUGCCCGAAGCCGAAGAAGUGGCCAGCGACGAAGAUGACGAAGUCAAAGCCAAGGUGGGCAAAGUGAAAGAAAAGCCCAAAAGGGUUCUUGUGGAGGCCUAGUAUUGCGUCGACUGAUAUGGACAGGAAGUCAUUUAGAAUUACGCUGUAGUUUUGUGUAACGUAAUGUUUUAUUCUUUUUGUUUUGCUAGAUAUGUAUUUUUAAAUAUUUUUUUUAAGCUAACAAAUAUUGAAAUUUAUAUCCCACAGAAUGUAUGUGUCACGUUUCGUAAAGAAAGGAAUAAAUAAUCUAAAAGAUAA